This is a messenger RNA of Lasiosphaeria miniovina, 917 nucleotides long. RefSeq lists its product as uncharacterized. The transcript has a single exon. NCBI's taxonomy places the organism in Eukaryota, Fungi, Ascomycota, Sordariomycetes, Sordariales, Lasiosphaeriaceae. The coding region runs from base 234 to 773 and encodes 179 amino acids. The record is from RefSeq and is a predicted model, not a curated record.
AGCAAUCAGGACACAGAGAAGACUUGGCACAGUACGUCAAGAGUCAUCUCAGGAUUACGGACCGCCCGCAUUCUGAAGAAUUACAAUCCCAAAUCCUAGACAAAGCUACUGGGGUUUUUAUAUGGGUUGUGUUAGUAGUGGAAAUCCUGAACAAGGAGAGUAACCACGGUAGCCUUGCUCUUAGGAAGAAACUUUCGGAAAUUCCGGCCGAAUUAAGCGAACUCUUCAAGAGAAUGCUGACACACGAUAAUGAUAGACCUGAAUGGCUGAAGCUCUGCAUUCUCUGGAUUCUCUUUGCAAAGCGGCCUUUGAGUCCAGCAAAGUUCCGCCAUGCGAUAUGGGCAGGCUUGUUGAAGCAGCGUCUAGUUGAUCCCGAGCUACCAGUCCACAUACAUAUGGAUGCCGUCAAACUGGUCACGAGUUCCUCAAAGGGGCUUGCAGAGAUCACCAAAUCCAAGCAGCCGACCGUGCAGUUCAUUCAUGAAUCAGUGCGGGACUUUUUGGUGAAAGAAAAGGGCAUCCAGGACUUGUGGCCUGGACUUGAAUUCGACUGGGAGGGCCCUAGCCACGAUGUCCUCAAGCGUUGUUGCACUACGUACCUGCAUCACCCAAGAGUACAGGCGGGUAUCGCCGCGCUAGAGGGCGGAGACGAGGAACGGAACGUCGCGCCAGAGGGCGGAGACGAGGAACGGAACGUCGCGCCAGAGGGCGGAGACGAGGAACGGAACCUCGUGCCAGAGGGCGGAGACGAGGAACGAAACCAGCGAAGCUAAUAAGUCAAGCAAGUCAAGUGAAGGGCCAUACUUGACUUGCUUGAUAGGACCCAUCCCAUACUUGACUUACUUGCAAGUGGUUAUCAAGUGCUUGGCAUCGGUGGCUGAGGCUUGGCACCCCACCCAAAAAUUAUCACGACGCAA